Oncorhynchus kisutch (coho salmon) is the source of this 5310-nucleotide messenger RNA. RefSeq names its product estrogen-induced osteoclastogenesis regulator 1b (gene eeig1b). Bases 338 to 1564 code for a protein of 408 amino acids. The transcript is spliced from 12 exons. Lineage: Eukaryota; Metazoa; Chordata; Actinopteri; Salmoniformes; Salmonidae. The record is from RefSeq and is a predicted model, not a curated record.
AAGGCGGUGCUUAUAGCAUCUCGAUGUAUAUUUAGAAGAUAGGAGGGACUAGAGUCAAGAACAGCCCACAACGGUUCAAAGUAAAGUAUGAAUGUCAGUGUUGCUGGACUGUGAGAUGUCACGUUGUCCUCUUUGAAUAUGAGGUCCGAAUCAACACUGGGUCAGAGAUGCUGAGCCAAAAAAUCAAGGACUUGCAAGCUCCUGAUUUAAAAACGAAAUUAAUACUUUGUUUAAUUUCCUAUCCUUUUUGUUUGUCAAUCCCAAAUAUUUAAUUUAGGACUAUUUCUGCUGAAUAAACCUGCCAACAUAUUCCAGUUCACCUGUUUCAACCGUCUCAAUGGCAUUUUUAAUGAAAAAGAAGAGGUUCAAGUUUCAAAUCCAUUUUACAUUGGACGAGCUCACGGCCGUACCGUUUGUCAAUGGGGUACUUUUUUGCAAGAUCCGAUUGUUGGACGGUGGGGACUUUGGCGUCUCAUCAUCCAGGGAGGAGGUCCAACAGAACUGUGUUCGUUGGAAGAAGAAGUUCUCCUUCAUCUGUAAGAUGAGUGCCAGUCCCACCACUGGAGUCCUGGACCCCUGCAUCUGCAGGGUCUCUGUACGCAAGGAGCUCAAAGGAGGAAAGACGUUUUCAAAGCUGGGCUUUGCUGACCUCAACAUGGCGGAGUUUGCUGGCUCAGGCUCCACUGUGCGCUGCUGUAUCCUCGAGGGCUACGACACUAAGAACACUCGUCAGGACAACUCCAUUCUCAAGGUUACUAUUGGAAUUACACUUUUGUCGGGGGAUCCUUGCUUCAAAACGCCCCCCAGCACAGCCAAGUCCAUCUCGAUCCCGGGCCAGGACCCCUCCCUGCAGCUGGACUGUAAAGGCGAGGGCACCGAUGCCAACUCAAACCCUCCCCCAGGGGGCGUCAUCAGGACAUCAUCAGGACGGCCCCUCAAACCCAGACUCCCCUCAGCUCCCCUCAACUCUGGUCUACCCGAGCAGUUGGAGCAGAGCCUACCCAGCCCAGAUGAGGUCUUCCACAUAGGACACUCCCGGAACUCCAGCUAUGCCAGCCAGCAGAGCAAGAUAUCAGGGUACAGUACGGAGCACUCUCGCUCCUCCAGCCUAACAGACCUCACACACCGGCGUAACACCUCCACAAGCAGUAGCACUUCUGGGGGCCUGGCCACCCCCACCCAGACCCCCCACGCACAUGCACACGCCCUCGCCAACCCCCACCCCCUUGCAGCAGACCCCCAGACAACCGGAGAGCCUGGCACCAAGUGUGAGAGACCCCCGCGGCCACCGCGGCCCAUCCUGCUCUCCAACAGACCCUCCAGGAGGAAGAAGGACACGGUUGAGAGUCAACCCACCUGGGUGGAUGAUACGCGCAUCGACGCCGACGACAUCGUGGACAAGAUUAUCCAGAGCCAGAACUUUGCCGAUGUCAGCAGCCAUGAAGAAGACAGCAACCUCAGAUUGUUUGUCAGCAAAGAUGGGACUACAGCCCUAAGUGGGUUACAACUGGGGAACAAGGUGACUGCUGGCGUCUUUGAGCCAGUGGUGAUCGAGAGCCACUAGCGAUGAGUGUGUGUGUGUUCACACAAAUGCACAUACCCCUGUCUUUUGAGUUACACGACUUCAACAAACACCACUAAACUACAUAUGUAACCCUUUAAUGAGAUAUUUACGGUGAUGGUGGUGGGACGUGUAAUUUAUGAAUAAUCCAUUCAAGUUUUUAUAUUCAUGCUUUCAUCUGGGGCACCAUAGGUGUAAAGUGUGCAAACUACUUGAUAGAGAGAGAAAUGGGAAACCAUUGCACCGUGGGAGUUGUAGUGAAACACUGAAAAUCAGGAAAAAGCUUGCCACACAGGUUGGGUUGGAGGCAAAUGUGGCUGCCUCAAAAAGUUGGAAUGUUAUGAUUUACCCUGUUUGUAUCAUUUUUGAACAAUGUUUGUGUAUGAUAAUGGUUGGGGAUACAUUUAGUUAUUCAAAUAACAAAUAUAAAUUCAAAUGAGGGGAGAUUACUUUAUCAAAGAAAGACUUGGUUACAAACUACUAAAUAGAGAAAUUGAACAGGCCAUUUGAACUAGGCUUGAAUGGGUGGUUUUCAACGUGAAAUGUUCUAUAUUUGAUAACCCCUUGCAAUCCCCCGAUUUCAGAAACCGUACCAGACCUGGGGUCAAAAUUACGGUAUAGCCCAAAGAAGCCAUGUUAUAGAAUAAAAUUAUAUAUACAUUAUAGAAUAUAUUAUAAAUUACACAAUGUUUUAGAAUAUAGGCUUAUAUAUAAUAUGAUCAUAGAUCAUGUUGAAAUACGGACCUCAGAAAGAGAAAGCGUGCACAUAUGGCUGGCCAUAUGCAACUGUACACACGGCAUGGUCAAUGAUUCAUCCAUUACUCUAGUCUAGGUAAAUGCAGGAAGGAUUGGUAAUCGAGUACUGGAGUCUAGGUGAAUGCAGGCAGGAUUGGUAAUCGAUUACUGUAGUCUAAGACCUUGAUCCUCUCCUCCCCUGGGUCUUGUACAUAGUCUUCUUUACAUCCGUAAUGUGGGACACUAUCCUCAAGCUCACCAGCUGGCUUGGUGACUAUACCGUAAGUGGAAAAGUUGGAAAAUCAGAGGGGGAUAUUUCUGUGUGUGUGUGUGUCUGUCUGUCUGUCUGUCUGUCAGUCAGUCAGUCAGUCAGUCAGUCAGUCAGUCAGUCAGUCAGUCGUUUUGUCCCUUGACUGUCGCUCAUUUGUCCUGUAUGUCAGACCCAAUUAUUUUGUGUCACCAUGCCCAUGACAUCCCUCCAUGUUGUCAAGGACUGGAGUUGUCAAUGAAUUAAGUUACUAGGUUUCUGGGAGAAAAAAAUCUAUCUUCUUGAUCUGCAAGAAAGUCCUUUUGUAUUUGUGUUCUCAACAAAUCAAUGCUUACAGUGAGACUCAAAAGGAAACUCGACUGCAUAUUAUUUCAAAUAUGCUUUCAAUGCAAGCCAGGUCACUGAUUUUGAUUGAGUGGGGGCCCUUAAAUGGUUUGGUUACUGAAGUGGGUUACUAAAGAUGGCUGGCUAACUUAGUAAUCCUUCUUUGUGAAAUACCUUCUAUGUGGGCUUGGCUAGAACUGUCCAACUGUUGCCCUUCCACUAAGCCUCAAUAUCACCAGUCGUUAUCAAGCGUAAUGAACUGACAAUUGAAUAAGGGCUCUAAUGAUAAAACUGACGGUGGUAUCUGGUCAUCUUCAUUUAAUUGAACAAGCUAUUCUAUUUGCAGGGGAGAAAUGUAAUUUUAUUUCUGUCGCCCCCGGAUUUUGAUCCCGUUAGAAGAACAUUGCAUUGUGGGUAUGGUGUAGUCAGAGCCAAUCAGAGCUAACAAUGGAGGAUUUUGAGUAGAAACUCCCCUCUCAUCCCCAAAUGACAAUGGCCUCUUGUAUGUGUGUUUGUGCCUGCGCAUAUCUUUUUUAGGGAGGGAGUGGAAAAGAGGAAAUGUCCAUGUGUGUGUGUGUGUGUGUGUGUAUGUGUGUACUUCUGUGCAUUGUCUGUGUGUGUGUCUAUGUGUGUGUGUGUACUUCUGUGCAUUGUCUGUGUGUGUGUCUAUGUGUGUGUCUGUGCGUGUGUCUGUACGUGUGUCUGUGCGUGUGUCUGUGCGUGUUCAAGUUGAAGAGCUUGCCACUCACCUGUCUCACGGUUCUUGACCCCUGAGUAACGUUUCAGUUGAUCUGAAAGCCCUCAGCAGGAAAAUGGACCUAAUGCUCGCGCCUUAGCCUGUCUUAUCGCCCUUAGUCUGUUCAUUUGAAAUUUAUUUGAAAGGAAAAGUGCAAUAUGGGCUUUCAUCUACACACCUGUAGCUUCAACAUAGCUUCCUAACAAGGAUGUUGUUUUUUACAACAGACAUAAGGUGUCCCAAAUGGCACCUUAUUCCCUACAUAGUGAACUACUUUUGAACAUAGCCCUGUAUAGAGAAUACAGUGAUAUUUGGGACACAGACAUUCACAGCAUACUGAGAGUUGACAUUCAGAGGCGCAGAGAAAAAUGUCUCCUGACUGGCCCUUUAAAAAUACAAUUGGGCUGUGUGUGCUGUUGCAAUGUGCUUUUUUGUGUGUAUUUCACUCUCCACCUUGUGUCAUUGUCAUUGUAGUUGCUGUGUGCAUACUGUAUGUGAAAAAAAAGAAACAAUGAAUGCCUAAACUUUAACUUCACUGACGUGCAAACACAUGCAUGGGGAAAUGUUGACAGGUUUUCUUAGCUUUAUUUCAACUCUAUUUCAUCAACUUUGAUUAUACAAGCCCUCUGUAACACAGUGAAUCUGUAUUUUAGCGUGAGCUUCUUUUACAACGAAACCAAUUGAUUUCUUUCAUUACACUGUAAUCUCGUAGUAGUGUAGUCCCAAGCAUUUUAUUCAUGGUAAUGGUUAUAAUGGCAAACACUUGAUUCAUAUUUGACUUGUUUUAACUUUUACCAGCUGGCUGGUUUAUUUGUUCUAUGCAGCAGAGAUGUAUUGGUAAACCUGUACCUGUGCUCUACUUUGAAACAUUGAAAAAUCAAGUAUACAAAAAAGAAUUAUACACUGAAGAGUUGUAAUAAUUGGUUAUUUCUGAUUCCCCUGCUACUGUUUUUAUUUUUACAAGAGGGCUCAUUGUAUAUUUCUUAAAUAGUUUGGGUUCUGUUUUCGUACAUUCUUGACUAUUUGUAACCUGUGAUUUUUCUAACAAAUGAGUUGAACCAAUAUGUUGACAUCAGGUUCUGCUGUCAUGAAUGGAGCGCUAAGGAUUUUCUGCUGCAUAUUUGAAAUAUGAAUUAAUCAACACAUCACUAUGGAGGGUGAGGUUUCUCUGAUGCAACACAUCACUAUGGAGGGUGAGGUUUCUCUGAUGCAACACAUCACUAUGGAGGGUGAGGUUUCUCUGAUGCAACACAUCACUAUGGAGGGUGAGGUUUCUCUGAUGCAACACAUCACUAUGGAGGGCGAGGUUUCUCUGAUGCAACACAUCACUAUGGAGGGUGAGGUUUCUCUGAUGCAACACAUCACUAUGGAGGGUGAGGUUUCUCUGAUGCAACACAUCAUCAGAUAUUUGUCAUCGCUUUUCAGCCACUAUAUCACCUACAUUUUGUGGGUUGAAGAACUUGGUAGGUAAGAGGAUGGCAGUCAAGACAGAUUGCUCUCUGAAAGACCGAGUACUGUAAAUCACUUUCAUUGUUCAAUCAGAUAUUAAAAAUCAAUAAUUUCUUUGAAUAUCAUCAUUUGCAAACUCACAUGGACCUUUCCUAAGGCUAAUCAGCUCAGUAGGUAGGGGAACCAGAAUUUAAUGGGGACCAGAUAUACCAUUCCUCUGUCUGAAACCUCGGCUGG